UUGACGAUACGUUAUCUACUUAACUUCGGAUAUGAAAACAAAAAUGAGUAUAUCGUAUUUUAUUUUGGGUUGUUGGCUUUUGAACGAAGUCAGUGCGUAUCAAGACAGAAGUUGUAAACCGACAUCAGCCGAUAUUCUCGGUCCGUAUUACUACCCCAACGUUCCUCGUCGGCGGCAGAUUUGCGAGCGCGACAGAGCAUUUCACCAGCAACGCCACCUGUUGGUGGAGGGUAGAGUGAUGGACGAAACAUGCCGACCGUUGAGCGGAGCCCGCAUCGAAGUAUGGCAGGCGGAUGCGGACGGACAUUAUUUAUUCAAAGACAUGUGCAGGGGACAUUUCUACACUCAAAUCAGGGGAAACUACGCCUUCCUGACACUGCGACCGGGAAAAUACUCCACCGACCCGACGGGACGUUUGUUCCGGCCAGCGCAUAUUCACUUCCGGGUGGUUGCGCCUGACCACGACAUCUUGGUAACGCAGAUGUACUUCGACGGGGACUCAAGUCUUGGUGUAAACGAUUCAUGCUCAACGUGCUCCUCGGAUCAUCCUGACCUGGUAGUGUCCACGCACGAAAUGUGCGCAGACGAGAGUGGCAAGUACUGCAUCGAUAUCGCGCACUUUGACCUUGUGCUCAGACGUGGCAGUGGCGUCGACGUUGUCAAAGACGUGGAUGACUCCCUUCCGGAACUUCUGGACAUGGCUAAAGAAGGAAAGUGAACGCACGUACGUGUAUGUGUUGAUUCGCGUGUAACUGUGGGUUGAGUGAUAAACUUAAUAUAAGUAUAUUUCAAUUCAGCAGCGUUCAUGUAGCAAUGCAACGAACAUAGGGCAAUGCAUUUAAAGACAUGUUCAGUGUUCAUCUAUUUUAUUGAUUUUAAAAGUGUCAUUACUAUGACAUAUUGGUUUAACGUAUAUAUAUAACGUAAAUAUUUUUAUUCUUUAUUUAUAUUAAUAAUACUAGUUGCCUACACGUAGAUAUAAACUUAAUCCGUUGAUAAUUGGAUGACAAUUUUUCGUCAGAAGUUAUAAUAUGUAAAAACAUCGUUCUCAUAUAAAAAAAGGAAAUGUUAUUUUUCCCUUAGUUUCAAAUUUAAAUCAAAUAAUGCAGAUGAGAACAUCUUUACAUGCGACUGAUGGCUUAUUUAUGCAGACAUGUAUACAUAAAAAUACAGUUGUUAUUUAAAAGACAAAGCUGUUUUGUUAAAUCAAAGCAGUCGCUUAGAAUCUGUAUUUUUCAUUCAACAUAUUUAUGUUUUUACUUGUGAGUUAGCUGAUGCUAAAAUCAGAAAAGUACCAACUUAAUUGUGGCAAACUUGUGGUAAUUUCUUUAAAUUGCGAUUUUAUCAGAGAAAAACGUAUUUUAGCCAUCAGUAAACGGACUAAAUGGCGUUUAAAUAUGCAUUUGAUUUCCAUGCAAUCAAGCUUGAAAAUAAGGUUUAAACCUAACACAUUUUAGCUUGAAUGUCUCAUUUUGAAUAAUGUGUUACUUACAUGGACACAAUCGAUCACAUUUUAAAGAUAUAUGUAAAUAAAUUAAUGUAAAUUAAAGUGUAUGUUCGCUACCGAACAUCACUUUGGUGUUCUGGUGUGUGCGCGAGCAGAAUGAGCUAUUAAAAAUGUGCUUAUCAUAAAGUAAUAUAUUUCAAAUCUAAAUUGAACAGGAAAAAAAUAGUUAGUGCGAUCUACGGAUUUGUUCGCACAUAGUUAUCUGUUUUUAUUUGAGUCUUAUUUAAGAAAACUGGUGUCUUGAUAGGCAGUUAGUUAUUUUAAAUGUUUAUAUAUUUUGAUAAAGUAAUAAUUUAACUGCUUGCUGUAAUGGCACUUACAGUAGUUUUUUUCUUAGCAUAGAUAAGUUUUAUUAAUAUAUUGUUAUCAUACGCAUACCACAUAGUAAUAAUACGUGAUAAAAUGUGAUUGUAUUUAAAUAUUUAUCAUAUAACAACGAUAUUAUAGGUAGUAUACACUAGUUCUACAUGAAUAUUUGUCUGUUAGAAAAAUAAAGAACCCAAACGUA
Messenger RNA from Dreissena polymorpha, 2015 nucleotides. RefSeq lists its product as uncharacterized. The transcript has a single exon. Gene Ontology annotation, molecular function: ferric iron binding; oxidoreductase activity, acting on single donors with incorporation of molecular oxygen, incorporation of two atoms of oxygen. NCBI's taxonomy places the organism in Eukaryota, Metazoa, Mollusca, Bivalvia, Myida, Dreissenidae. Bases 32 to 718 code for a protein of 228 amino acids. The record is from RefSeq and is a predicted model, not a curated record.